AUCAAGGAACAGUCCAUUCUCUUUUUUUCUUUGUUGGCCUGUUUUCUUAGCAGUCUGUUAUGUACUCAACAGCAACAUGUUGACAGCAAUGCGGAUAUCACCAUUUUCAUGUGCAGCAGUUGGUGAAAGCCGUGCUUCGGAUUAUGGGUUGGUGAAAUUAGACAGCAGGGGUAGAGUAAUUCAGUUUGCUGAGAAGCCAAAUGGCACUGACCUCAAAGCAAUGCGAGUGGACACGACUCAUAUGGGUUUGUCUCAGCAAGAAGCCAAGCAAUCACCAUACAUUGCAUCAAUGGGAGUUUAUGUGUUCAAGACAGACGUUCUGUUGAAACUUCUUCGGUGGAGAUUUCCAACAGCAAACGACUUUGGCUCUGAAAUCAUCCCUGCAGCAGUCAUGGAGCAUGAAGUCAAUGCAUACAUGUUCAGAGACUACUGGGAUGAUAUAGGAACGAUCAAGUCAUUCUAUGAAGCUAACUUGGCUCUCACCGAAGAGACUCCGAUGUUUGAGUUUUAUGACCCCCAGAAGCCCAUUUACACAUCUCCAACGUUCUUGCCACCAACCAAAAUCAAUCAAUCCCGGAUUGUGGAUGCGAUAAUCUCGCAUGGUUGUUUCUUAAGAGAAUGUUCUGUCCGGCAUUCAGUCGUUGGUGAACGAUCUCGCCUGGAUUCUGGUGUAGAACUAGUGGAUACUGUGAUGUUAGGAGCAGAUUACUACCAAACUGAAGCUGAGAUAGCGUCUCUUCUGGCAGACGGGAAAGUUCCUAUCGGCAUUGGGAAGAACACAAAAAUCAGGAAUUGCAUGAUUGAUAAGAAUGCAAAGAUAGGGAAAGAUGUCGUGAUCAUGAACACAGAUGAUGUUGAAGAAGCUGACAGGCCAGAACUGGGAUUCUACAUUCGGUCAGGAAUCACCAUCAUCGCUGAGAAGGCGACGAUCGAGGAUGGAACCGUCAUUCGAAUAUCCUGGUUCUGAAGUGUUUGUUGCGAGACUUCUUUCAGAGGAAAGGUUGCAGUAGGUUUUGAAAAUAGCAGCAAAGUAUGCAACCCUGCCCAGAAGAAGCAAGCGUGGCAGCAGCUUGAAUUAGUAGUUAGUACAUUAGGGUGACAGAUAGACUAAGAAUGACAAGGUCUUUUGGAGAAAAUCUUGAUGGUAGAGAUUUUGAAGGGAAUUUCUGCCACUUCAACCAUCUUAGACUGUCAGGAAGGAUGACAACGCCACCGUAUGGUACACGAACUUUAGAAGCUUCAUCCUCAUUUCCUGAAUAGUAAAACUCGAGAAAUCUAAGAGAAGACAUGCCUUCAAAGGCGUUGGCUUCCAUAUGCAUAUCCAUGCCCUCGGAAAGGUCCAAAAGAAUGCCCUCGAUGGCUCUACCUCGCUUAAAUGCACUCAUAUGCUUCUCUUUUGAUUUCAUAAUAUUAAAAAAAUUGAAUCUUCUUGAUGUUUUGACAUCUCCAAGUGCCAAUAACUUGUGAACAUCAUGAAAAUUCUUCAAUCUACUGCGAUUUUGAAGUUCUGAUUCCUCGUUGACUAUGGCCCAAGCCAUUUCCCUUAGCAAGUCAUGAACCUCAAUCCUCUCUACACCUUCGAUGAAGACAUAGCUAAGCAAGGAUUUAUCAACUAAAUCCUCUACAUAACUAUUGGGAAAAUAAUUAAUCACUAGAGAUUUUACAUGCCCUUGAAGAAAACAAGCAAUAUCCAAGAACACUCUCUUCUCAACGAUUUCAAGCACAUUGUAGCUUCUCCGAAGAACAUCAUGAAUUUCCAACUUUGGAUUUUCCCCCAAUUCAGACAAGAAGCUGUCCCAAUAACUUCUCUCCCUAUUAAGCAAUGCACAUCCCAGAACCUUUAUAGCUAAAGGGCUUCCCCUGCAGUAUGAUAAGGCGACACACGAUUGAUCCACAUAAUUAUCAGGCGUAAGGCUUUGUCUAAAUGCAUGUAUCCCAAACAGCUGGAGUGAUUCAUGAGAAUGCAAACACUUCACCUCAUAUGUACGAGCCCCUGCAUUCUCAAGCACUCUUCGAUUUCUAGUUGUCAAAAUAAUUCUGCUUCCCGGGCCAAAGAGAUUCGUGGCCUGCUUAUCUCCUAACAACAACUGUUCUAACUGUGGUACUGUUUCCACAUUAUCAAGAACAAGGAACACCCUUAGACGAGAAAGACGUUCCCUUCUAUAACUAACAUCCAGGUUGUUGCAGUUUAAGUUAGCCUCCGACAAUAAUAUCGAAUAGAUUUC
This is a messenger RNA of Linum trigynum, 2225 nucleotides long. NCBI's taxonomy places the organism in Eukaryota, Viridiplantae, Streptophyta, Magnoliopsida, Malpighiales, Linaceae. The record is from the annotation of a GenBank genome assembly.